Molecule: messenger RNA, 1152 nt
Organism: Ilex paraguariensis (yerba mate)
Lineage: Eukaryota; Viridiplantae; Streptophyta; Magnoliopsida; Aquifoliales; Aquifoliaceae
Source: the annotation of a GenBank genome assembly
AUGAUGUCAGGAAGGAGGAGGAGGAGGAGGGGGGUCUUCUUGCUUGUAAGCCAAAGAUUUCUUCUACUAAUUGUAUUGUGCGUAACAAGUAGGUGCUGCAAAGCCCAGCAAAAUAAUGAUCAGAACUGCACUUCGUCUUGCGGGAAUAUCCAUGACAUACACUACCCUUUCCGGCUGGAAGACGAUCCCCAGCACUGUGGUCUUCCCGACUACCAACUUGCCUGCAACAACAAUCGCACUAUACUAUACCUUAAAGCUGAUCCUUAUGCAGGGUACGACUACAAAUUCAACUACUCCUACUACGUGGAGGCAAUCACUUAUGACAACUUCUCGAUUCGACUUGUUGAUCCCGGUCUAGACAAGGAUAAUUGCUCUUCUCUUCCACUUCAUUCUCUGCCAUAUACCGAUUAUUUCGGAUUCUCCACAGCAGGGCCAUGCUUUGGUGUUAUGUUCACAAGCUGUCAGAAUCCCGUAAAUAGGAGUGGAUAUGUGGACGCUAGCUUUUGUGAUAAAAGAAACACUACUUCCACCUCCAACACUACUUCACCAUCUCCGUUGCAAAAUCAUAAUUAUGUGGUACGAGAAGGCAUGGAUAUCUCAGAACUGGAGGACUCCUGCAGCAUCGGCAAUCUGGUUUGGACAACAGCAAAUAUCUUAGGGCCCGCGACGGAAGGCAACAUUUUUUUUCAGACUUAUAUGACGGGCUUGCAUAUGGGUUUGAGCUUUUAUGGUAUCGCGUCUAUUGUGGACAGUGUGAAGCAAGAGGCGGCUUUUGCCUUCUCGGAUUUGAGGGCAAUGUUGUCCAUUGCUCAGGGGACGGAGCCAGAACCAACACCAGAACUAGAAUCAGAAAUAUAUUGAGAAAUGUAUUAUUAGGCUUGCUUCAGUGGUUGAUUUGUGAGUAUUCUCUCUAUUCUUUUCUCCUUUUCUUUCAUGUUUAUAAGCCUCUUCCUAUAACUUUUUUAACAUCUUAUCUUUGGUGUUGCUCUCUUUUGGAAUUUCUGACAGAUGUUUUCACUCUAGUAUACAAACCAAUCGGAUGGAUUAUUGCAGCAAGGUCUUUCUGUGGGAUUUCAUUUCUUCUCGCAUUUGUGGUAUAUAAAUGGAGAAAGCUGCACUUACCAAUUUAUGACAACAUUGAAGACUUCCUAC